AUGAAAAUUUAAAGAGGGAGAUAUAAGGAAGGAAGGAAGGAAGAAAGAAAAGAAUGGGAAGGGGAAGAGUAGAGUUGAAGAAGAUAGAGAACAAAAUAAAUCGACAAGUUACAUUCACAAAAAGAAGAAAUGGACUUCUUAAAAAGGCUUAUGAGCUCUCCAUUUUGUGUGAUGCUGAAGUUGCUUUGAUCAUCUUCUCCGCUCGUGGCAAACUCUAUGAAUUCUCAAGCUCUCCCAGUAUAGCCAAGACACUGGAGAGGUAUGAAAGGCAUAGCUAUGGUGCACUGGAAGCCUCCCUCCCUCCAAAGGACACUGAGAGAUGGUAUCAAGAGUAUUUGAAGCUGAAAGCAGAAGUGGAAGCUUUACAAUAUUCACAAAGACGAUUUCUCGGAGAAGAACUGGAUGAUUUGGAGACUAAGGAAUUGGACCAACUAGAAAUUCAAUUGGAAAUGUCUCUAAAGCAAAUUAGAUCUACUAAGAGGCAAACGAUGUUUGAUCAAUUAUCUGAUCUCCAAAAAAAGGAAGAUAAACUGCUGGAAACAAAUCAAGCUUUGAGGAAGAAGUUGGAGGAAAGUAGUGCAGCUAUUCAUCAUACAUCAUGGGAUUCUUCAGAGCCCAACAAUUUGCAAUACUGCAGACAACCUGAGGCCUUUCUUCAACUCAAUAACAAUAUUAUUGCAUUGGAAAAUAGUUACAAUCCAACUGAAGUUACAAAUGAAGAAAAUGUUGUGAACUCUGGGGCAGAUGGCAAUGGUUUGUCUUCACAUUGGAUGCUGCUUUGAUAUAUAUAUAUAUAUAUAUAUAUUUCCAAAUAAAUUUGCAAAAACAAAAAAACCAUAAGUCUAUUUCAAUCCAUUCAAUAUUGUAAUACUAAUAAUAAUAUAUUUAUGAACCUUAUAAUUAUCUAUUGGACAUGCUUCUGUUUAACUAUUUA
This is a messenger RNA of Cucumis sativus (cucumber), 934 nucleotides long. RefSeq names its product MADS-box protein CMB1. Gene Ontology annotation, cellular component: nucleus. The coding region runs from base 54 to 782 and encodes 242 amino acids. The transcript is spliced from 8 exons. The record is from RefSeq and is a predicted model, not a curated record. Gene Ontology annotation, biological process: positive regulation of transcription by RNA polymerase II. NCBI's taxonomy places the organism in Eukaryota, Viridiplantae, Streptophyta, Magnoliopsida, Cucurbitales, Cucurbitaceae. Gene Ontology annotation, molecular function: RNA polymerase II cis-regulatory region sequence-specific DNA binding; protein dimerization activity; DNA-binding transcription factor activity, RNA polymerase II-specific.